CCGCUUCGGCUGGGUGAAAUAUUUGGUCGGUUUCCGCUGUUAGGAUCUGAGCUUAUAAAUGAAUAUAUAAAUGCGGUGUAUAUAUAACCGUUAAACGUUUCUCAUUAAGAGAAGUCCCGAAUCAGGUUUGUGAUUGUGGCUUGUGAGAAGUCAUUUUGUUUUCUCGAGUGUUGCUAUCGUUCAGGUGGGUGACUCACUGACAAAGGCAGCACAGUGCAAAAUUGAAGAGAGCAUUUCCUGGAGACCGAGCUGCCUCUUUGCCAGGGAGAUGGGUUUUGAGGUGCAAUCAAAGGAAAAUGAUCACUUCUUGCUGUUUGUUCAACCUUUUUGUCUGUGGAUGUAGGAAACAAGGGGUCUUUAUUUUUUAAACAAUAAUUUUUUAGAAGGCACAUCCUGAAGCAUCCCUUCCCUAGAGCAGUGGGACCAAUGACUGAUGUUAAAAUGUGUGCCAACCAUCAAGCUCCUCCUGUAGAGCACUUCAGGUAAUUUUGAAGCUGAAGUUCAUUCAAGCAUACCCUUUCAGUGAGGAAUCAAGAAUGAAAAGGCACCGUGUCCAUUCGGUGAGGCUGUAUUCUGAAAAGCAGUUAUGCUGGAGAAGGAUCUCUGCAGAGAAGCAGAAGGGCGUGGAGUUCUGUUUGUCAUCGGUGGGGCUGAUACUGGAAGAUGACACAUAGUUUUGGUGUUGCUUUAAAAACAAGGAGGACCUUCGAUAACUGCUCACAUUUAGCUGGUAAUUGCAAAAUGUCUGGAACUGAUGAUUUUUCGUUGGCAGAUGCUUUGCCCGAUCAGUCUCCCGCUAAGACCCCCAAAGUGAGCGGUGCGAAGCCGGGCCAGCAGCCCUCCCAGCCGCCUCAGGGUUGGCCGCCCUCGAAUCCUUGGAACAACCCGAGCGCUCCCCCUGCCGGGCCCUCGGCGCUGCCGCCCAACACCUCCGCUUCCAGCGUGCCCUUCGGACCUCCUCCUACAGGAAUGUAUCCUUCAAUGCCCCCCGGACCGCCUGCUCCAUUUCCUCCUCCUCCUAGCGGACCCUCUUGCCCUCCUCCCGGAGGUCCGUAUCCGCCCCCAGCCGUGCCGGGCCCCGUCCCUCCGGGGCAGUAUCCUCCACCAAACAUGCCCUUUCCAGAGCUUCCACGACCUUAUGGCGGUCCGACGGAGCCGGCUGCGCCUCCCGCUCCCGUCGGGCCGUGGGGAUCCAUGCCCUCUGCAGCAUGGGGACCGACGAUGGCGGGGCAGUAUCCCGCACCCAGCAUGCCGUAUCCCCCCCCAGGGCCGUACUCUGCUCCUGCCCAGACUCCGGGAGCGGCGCCGACGGUACCGUGGGGCACAGUCCCACCUGGAACGUGGGGACCUUCGCCGCCAGGUCCGUUUCCUCCACCCGCAGGAUCGUACCCGGCUCCAGGACUCUAUCCUACGCCCCCUAAUCCUUUUCAAGUGCCGUCUGGUCCUGCUGGUGCUCCGUCCAUGCCGGGCGGCCCCCAUCCUUACCGUUGAACACGUUCUGGGCAACAAAGUACUGUAGCUUUCCACCUUCAUCCACUACUUACAGAGAUUUUUACAGUUUUUGUUUCAGUAAUGUUUGGGGCUAUGAAGAAUACUUGCCUCUUGUAUGUGCAUUUGAGGUAUGAAGGAGCAAUUUAGCAAUUUGCAUAACAUUAACUUGCUCGUAUGUUGGCGUAAUUGUUUGGUUUAAUAAAACGAGCUACAGAGAGCAGAAGUAAAACUGAAAUCCGUGGUUCUUACUCUGGCCAAUAUUCCUUGGGAAAAUGAGAGCUGCCAAGUAAGGAUCCUAAAGAAUCAGGCACAAGGACUUGCGAAUCAGAAACAGCUUAAAUUUCCACAAAUGCUUUAAGUCUCGUUGCCGGACUCGUGCUGGUUGUUGAAUGGAUGGAUGGUCGUAUCUUGUCUAUUUUCAGGUUAUUCUAAAAUGUCAAUAAAAAGUAUUUCAAGA
This is a messenger RNA of Lagopus leucura (white-tailed ptarmigan), 1948 nucleotides long. RefSeq names its product mitogen-activated protein kinase 1 interacting protein 1 like (gene MAPK1IP1L). The record is from RefSeq and is a predicted model, not a curated record. The coding region runs from base 664 to 1491 and encodes 275 amino acids. NCBI's taxonomy places the organism in Eukaryota, Metazoa, Chordata, Aves, Galliformes, Phasianidae. The transcript has 4 exons.